AUGAAUACUGUCUUCCUCAUUGCAAGAAUUGUGCUUAUCUGCACCCCCUCAGCAAUUGUUCAACCUGUACCUAUCCAAACUUGUGGUGGAUAUGAGUUGAUCAAACCUUUGAUCAAAGGAUCAGAAAAACAAGUGAUUGGGAAUGGAGACAAGGGUUCCUCUUUUAGACAACAUCGAGAACAUGAGGGGGAUGGAUGUUGUAUACAUUGUGAUGAUGAUCCCUGCCAUGGGGGUUGUGGGGUGCCCUGUUGCACCAUAGUAUAA
Messenger RNA from Melampsora larici-populina 98AG31, 264 nucleotides. RefSeq lists its product as uncharacterized. The transcript has a single exon. NCBI's taxonomy places the organism in Eukaryota, Fungi, Basidiomycota, Pucciniomycetes, Pucciniales, Melampsoraceae. The record is from RefSeq and is a predicted model, not a curated record. The coding region runs from base 1 to 264 and encodes 87 amino acids.